Messenger RNA from Diutina rugosa, 723 nucleotides. Its product is annotated as exosome non-catalytic core subunit. The record is from RefSeq and is a predicted model, not a curated record. Gene Ontology annotation, biological process: nuclear mRNA surveillance; rRNA catabolic process; poly(A)-dependent snoRNA 3'-end processing. Gene Ontology annotation, cellular component: nucleolus; nuclear exosome (RNase complex); cytoplasmic exosome (RNase complex). NCBI's taxonomy places the organism in Eukaryota, Fungi, Ascomycota, Pichiomycetes, Serinales, Debaryomycetaceae. The transcript has a single exon. Bases 1 to 723 code for a protein of 240 amino acids.
AUGGAGCUUUAUUCCCCAGAAGGAUUAAGACUUGACGGGAGACGAUGGAAUGAGUUAAGACGUUUUGAGUGCCAUAUUAAUACGCAUCCUAAUCUGGCAGACGGAUCCAGUUAUGUGGAGCAAGGAAACACCAAGGUGGUUUGCUUAGUACAAGGCCCCAUGGAACCUAAGCAACUGCUGCAACUGAAUGAGUGUACGAUAGAGGUCAAUGUCAAUGUGACAAACUUUUCGACAUUUGAAAGACGAAAGCGAGGUAAGUCUGAUCGCCAAGUGCAAGAGCUUGUCACCACGCUCGAAAGAACGUUCGAUCAAAGUAUCAUGACCCACUUAUACCCACGAACGCUUAUCAAGUUAGACCUUACCGUUCUAGCGCAAGAUGGGGGUCUAUUGGGAACUCUAGUCAAUGCGAUGACUCUUGCAUUAAUUGACGCUGGCAUUGCUAUGUACGACUAUAUCUCUGCUGUGUCCGCAGGACUACAAGAUACGAAUGUACUUUUGGAUCUCAACAACCUCGAAGAAAAAGAUAUGAGCGGGUUAACUGUCGGAGUUAUUGGAACUUCAGAAAAGUUGGCGUUGUUGAUGUUGGAGAACAAAAUGCCCGUUGAUCGUCUAGAAAGUGUGCUAGCGCUUGCGAUAGUUGGGAGUCAUCGCAUUCGUGAACUUAUGGAUCAGGAAGUUCGGCGUCACGGCAAUGAUAGAUUGAGGAAACGUAACGAGAUGUGA